CCGGAAGCAGAAUAUGGAUUUGUUUUGAGUUUGAUCAGCUAUCUACCUAGCCAGUUGUAGUUGUAGUAGAUGUAUCGUGUCAGGAUAUAACGUACUGACACAAUUCAUGCAUACGAGAGUCGAAACGCUAAAUGUAUUUACUUAGUAAAGACUGACUAUUUUCCGUUUUAUUAUCAUCAUUCCGUUUCUGAAAUUGUGAUAUUUACGAUCAUCUGUCAACUUCAACCUGGCAGCACAUUUCAAGUAACGUUACUGUUAGCAAACUAGCUAACUAGCUAGCCGCGCAACGUCAACAUAUCCAUGGUCUCUCGAUAAUAUUUUGCCAUAUGAAGGUAUGUACCGUAACAAACGAUCGUUACAAAUGACAGGGGAAUCGUGAAACAUUUUCCGACUUAGUUGGGAUUGAAAGGUUCUUUCUGGGAGAAGGAUGGACUGCACGGCGCUGGAACUUGAUGCAGUGAAAUUCGCCAAAUCUGCUGUUUUGUUCGACCAAAAAGGAAAGUAUAAUGAAGCAGCGUUCUAUUACAAGGAAGCGGCCCAAGCACUCAUAUACGCUGGUAUGGCUGGAUCUAAGCUGGAAAACAUACAGGAUAAGGUGAACGAGUACCUGGACAGAGUGCAAGCUCUGCAUAAUGCAGUCCAAGCACAGAGCAGUGACCCCCUGAAGUCAAAGCACCAGCUGGAUCUGGAGCGGGCCUACUUCCUGGUCACGCAGGCCUUCGAGGAGGAUGAGAAGGAGAACACUGAUGAGGCCAUUGAGCUCUACACCCAGGCUGUGGAGCUCUGUAUCCAAGCGUCCAGUGAGACAUCUGACCAGGCUCUACAGGCUAAACUGAAGCAGCUGGCUCGACAGGCGCUAGAGAGAGCAGAGGGGCUGAAAGAGGCCCUCACCAAAGUUGCUGCCCAGGAGAAGCCCUCCUCAGCUGCCCCCAAACCUAGUGGUCCGGUGAGGCAGUUUCUGCCCCUGGGCCCAGACUUCUCCCUGCACGACCGGCCGCAGCCAGUGAGAGCAGUCCAGUCCAGUGAGCCUCAGGGGCAGCGCUACACUUCAGAGGAGAUAGAGGUGCUGAGGAGCACCUCCAAGAUCAAUGGGAUCGCGUAUGUGCCAUUUAUGAGUGUGGACCUGAGGGAGCGCUUUGCCUUUCCUGUUCCUUUCUCGGAUAAGUGCGGUAAACUGGCUUUGUCACCCAAGCAGUCUGCUAUCUUUUCUCGCUGGGUUCGUCCAGAUGAAAUGUGCAACAACCCCACCAUGAUAUUCACUGUGUCCAGUUUCAGUAUCAAACAGACGGUAGUGUCUGACUGUUCAUUUGUGGCCUCAUUGGCCAUCAGUGCAGCUUAUGAAAGACGCUACAACAAGAAACUCAUCACAAGCAUCAUCUACCCUCAGAACAGGAAAGGACAGCCAGAGUAUAAUCCGUGUGGGAAGUACAUGGUGAAGCUGCACAUAAACGGUGUGCCUAGAAAGGUCAUCAUUGAUGACUACCUGCCAGUGGACCGUCAUGGAGAGCUGCUGUGCUCCUACUCCAGCAAUAGGAAUGAGCUGUGGGUCUCCCUCAUAGAGAAGGCCUACAUGAAGGUCAUGGGAGGAUACGACUUCCCCGGCUCCAACUCUAAUAUUGAUCUGCACGCGCUCACUGGCUGGAUUCCAGAGCGCAUGGCCAUGCAUUCAGACAAUCAGUCCUUCAGCAAGGAUGACACAUUCCGCAUGCUGUUUCAGAGGUUUCAUAGAGGUGAUGUCCUCAUCACCACGGCAACUGGGGUGAUGACGGAGGAAGAGGGGGAUAAGUGGGGAUUGGUACCCACUCAUGCCUACGCUGUUCUAGAGAUCAGGGAAUACAAGGGAAAACGGUUCCUGCAACUCAAGAACCCAUGGAGCCACCUCAGGUGGAAAGGCCGCUACAGCGAAAGGGACGAGAAGAACUGGACCCCCGACCUCCUCAAGUACCUCAACUUUGACCCCAAAAUGGCACAGAAGUUUGACAAUGGUGUGUUCUGGAUUAUAUGGGAGGAUCUGUGUCAGUAUUACGAUGUCAUCUACAUGAGCUGGAACCCUGCGCUCUUUAAGGAGUCUUCAUGCAUUCACAGUAGCUGGGAUGCAAAGCAGGGUCCAGUGAAGGAUGCCUACAGCCUCGCCAACAACCCGCAAUACAAACUGGAGGUCCAGUGUCCACAAGGGGGAGCUCCAGUGUGGGUGCUGCUCACCAGACACAUCACAGACAAGGAUGACUUUGCGCAGAAUCGGGAGUUCAUUACCUUAGUAGUUUACAAGACGGAUGGAAAGAAGGUGUAUUACCCUUCGGACCCGCCUCCCUUUAUUGAUGGCAUCCGCAUCAACAGUCCUCACUAUCUGACCAAGAUCAAGCUGACCAAUCCUGGCACUCACACCUUUACACUGGUGGUAUCCCAAUACGAGAAGCAGAACACUAUCAACUACACGCUACGCGUGUACUCUGUGUGCAAGUUUAAUUUCUCCAAAAUCCCAACGCCCUUCACGAACACCAAAAGGCUCAACGGCCAAUGGAAGGGGAUCAGCGCGGGAGGCUGUGGGAACUACAAGGAGUCGUACAAGCACAACCCCAUCUACCAGUUCAAUGUGGACAAGGCCGGACCACUGCUCAUAGAGCUGAGAGGGUCCAGGCAGUACAGCGUGGGCUUUGAGGUCCUGACCGUGUCUACUGUCGGAGAGCCGGGACCCGCAGGCUUCCAGCGCAAGAGCAGUGGAGACUACCGGUGUGGUUUCUGUUACCUGGAGCUGGAGCACGUCCCUGCUGGCCUCUAUAACGUCAUCCCCACCACCUUCCUUGCCAAGCAGGAGGGCCCUUUCUUCCUGGAUUUCAGCAGCGCCACACCGCUCCGGGUGUCCCAGCUGCAGUGAGGGACGAGAGGGGGAUUCGAGAAUCCACGGCUGGGUAAAGACAUCUCCAGAUGUCACCUCAAACGGGUGUCUUCCCUUCCUCGUGUGACUGUUAAAAAAUGGUAUGGCCAUUUACUCAAGAUUGAUAUGGACUGAAACUGAGGACAUGAAGAUGAUUCGGUUGGAGGCUGCCUCUUUCAUCAUGACCUGUGAUGUGAGCUUGCCUAUCUCAACAAUUACUUUUUUAUGAACAGAUGAGGCCUCCUUUGACAUCCUUUGGUCAGCCUUGCGGCAAACUAUUUAUUCAGUUGUGGGUGCACACACACACAUACACACACAUACACACACAUACACACACAGGCACACACACACACAUACACACACAUACACACACACACACAUACACACACACAAGACUGCACUUUUGACAAGGAAAUAAAUGAAACCGUGUGAGAAACGAUGCGAUGAGCACUUGACCCAAACGACGACAAUGAUAUUUAUUCUCAGGAGACUGCAUCCUUGACAGGGAUGUCUUAUGUAAUCUUUUACGAUGAUGUCUUCUGGCCACCAGAGCAGCAACAGUGAGGGAUCAGACUGGCUGCCUGGUGCCUGUGAAGGGUGCACACUUCCUCUAAGGGCUUUACCACCUGACUCCUCUCACCGCACUGCACUAGGAGGCAGCCGUACGUCUGUUCUCUGACACCAAGGGGAGGAAGGGGGGGGGGGCACUCUGGUGCAUCCUCAAAUGCAUCCAUGUUCUGCAUCCAUGUUUCCGCUCGCUCAGCUCAUACAAUUCCUCUAGAUUUUAGACCUGCACACUUCUACGAGUACAGGAAUAUCUGUGGCAAAUUUUCCAUGAAGGUUUCAGAUAAAUCUAUUGCCAAAUAAGUAAUAUAUACAUAAGUGAAGCUAUACGAUAUUCUUCUGGUACUGUGUUGCAUAUUUGGCUUCAUCAGGCCUUUCAAGACGACUGUUUGUUUUGUGUGAAGGCUCAGCUAUGUGCAUCAUCAGCAAUACACACUGUACAUCACAAGCUGUUUUUGUCAGCCAGCAUAAAGCAAAUAUACACAGUUAUACCCUCCUGCCAAUGUUCCCUUAUUUUCUCAAGUUGAUCAUUGCAGUAUGUUCAUUAUUCACUAAACUAAGAAUAAAGAUGUUGUAUAUUAACUAACA
This is a messenger RNA of Clupea harengus (Atlantic herring), 4027 nucleotides long. It is a transcript of the gene capn7, whose product is annotated as calpain 7. The record is from RefSeq and is a predicted model, not a curated record. Gene Ontology annotation, biological process: proteolysis. Lineage: Eukaryota; Metazoa; Chordata; Actinopteri; Clupeiformes; Clupeidae. Gene Ontology annotation, molecular function: calcium-dependent cysteine-type endopeptidase activity.